Messenger RNA from Alnus glutinosa, 1787 nucleotides. Its product is annotated as F-box/LRR-repeat protein At1g67190. Bases 270 to 1574 code for a protein of 434 amino acids. Gene Ontology annotation, molecular function: protein binding. The record is from RefSeq and is a predicted model, not a curated record. Lineage: Eukaryota; Viridiplantae; Streptophyta; Magnoliopsida; Fagales; Betulaceae. The transcript is spliced from 2 exons.
UCCCAAACACAUUGACCCUUGUCCCUUUUACACGCCUCUCUCUCUCUCUCUCUCUCUCUCUCAUUUACGAUUGGGGCACGACUUUGUAACUACGGAGCACUGGUUUUCGAUUUUCUGGGAGAUCAUGGUCGUCCCAGUCUCCUGAAUUUUUGUUUGAAGACAAUUAUGACUUUAUGCAACUUUGGCAUGUUGAAAUUUGGUUCUGAUAAAUUAUGGUCCUUUUGCAUUUCUGCUCUGAGAAUAUCAGAUGGUAGGCUUGGCCUUUCUCCAUGUUCAUUUCUGGAAGCAAUAGCUGCUCUCAGUCUUCUCUGGGUAUGGAGCGGCUUCCUGUUGAAGUCGUUGGUAACAUACUGUCGUGGCUUAGGGCUGCUCGAGAUGUGGUGAUUGCGUCCACAACUUGUAGAAAAUGGAGAGAGGCUUGUAGGAACCACCUCCACACUCUCUCGUUCAAUUCCAAUGAUUGGUCAGUCAAUCAUGAUCUAACAACGAGUAGAUUGGAGAUUAUUAUAACACAAACGAUAUUCCAAACCGCAGGGCUGCAGUGUUUAUCGAUUUUUAUGGACGGUGUUGAUGAGUUCUCGGCUGCCCCUGUGAUUGCUUGGCUCAUGUAUACUAGGGACACUUUGCGUGAACUACAUUAUAAUGUAAGGACUAGUCCUAAUGUUAAUAUUAUAGAGAAAAGUGGCCGACAAAAGCUGGAAGUAUUGGCGUUGGCUCAUAAUUCUAUAACGGGUAUUGAACCCAGUUAUCAGAAAUUUCCUUGCCUGAAGUCACUUUCGUUGAGUUAUGUCAGCAUCUCGGCAUUGGAUUUGAGCCUUCUGCUCACUGCAUGUCCAAAACUUGAGAUUUUGGCUCUUGUUAAACUGGAAAUUGCAAUGUCAGAUGCACAGGCUACUAUGGAACUGAGCAGUCCCACAUUGAAGGAACUCUAUGUUGAAACAAUCAGUUUGGACAAGUUUUUGUUGGAGGCUGAUAGCCUUGAGAAGCUGCACUUGAAAGAUUGUCCCCUUGAGUGUUUUGAGCUUAUUGGCAAGGGGACCUUGAGGGUUCUGAAGAUUGAUGAUGUAAGUGUAGUCCAUCUUGAUAUUGGUGAGAACACAGAAAAUCUUGAGGUCGUGGAUGUUAGCAACUUCACAAUGAUUUGGCCGAAGUUUUUCCAUAUGAUCUCUAAAUCAUCAAAGUUGAGGAGGCUUAGGCUGUGGAGUGUUGUGUUUGAUGAUGAGGACGAGGUUGUGGAUGUGGAGACUCUUUCAGAUUGCUUCCCUCAGUUGAGUCACCUGUCCUUAAGUUAUGAUCUAAGAGCUGAAGUACUUCUCUAUGGCUUGCAGGGGUCAUCUCAUUUGGCGAAUCUUGUUGUGUUAGAACUUGGAUGGACAGUAAUUACUGAUUUCUUCUCAGAGUGGGUAGCAGGACUCUUAGAAAGAUGCCCCGAUUUGAAAAAGUUGGUCAUUUAUGGUGUUGUUUCCGAGGCCAAAACCCCUGAAGAGUGCCACAUCCUUGCCAACUUCACCUCAUCCAUUGUAAGCCUCAUGAGAAAAUAUAUGCAUGUAGAUGUUCAAUUUGAGUAUGAAUAGAAACUAAGAUAACUGCAUUGAUGGCUGUCCAAGUUUUGGUUGGUUAUGAGUAGUACUAGAAGGUUUUGUGAUACUCCAUGAAGAAGAUUUUUGUCAUCAACACUUGUCCAUUUCUAGAAAUCUGGAACAUGCUUCUUUCCACUCCAAAUAAAUUUUCAAUUCUGAUCAAUUGUAGAUUUGCGGAUUCAUUACUAAGAGAGAUGAGUUUACUCA